ACCGUGAUCUGUCAUUUCUGGCAAGGAGGCGUUGGCUGCUGCUGCUGUGCUGAUUUCUGACUGGCUGGAAAAAUGAUGCUGGACUCUUUGGUCUAGACUAUAAAACAGACCCAUGCUGGAGCCAGCAGGCUUAGAAAACAGAAGCACUGAGAAUUCUAAGCAAAUAGCGCAGCAGGUAAAAACCCGGACACAGCCUCAGCCUCAGCCUCCUCUUGUACUCUUUUCUGGAAUUGGGACAAGAACUCCAAUAGCAAAAUGUGCAAGGGACUUGCUGCACUGCCGGCCACUUGCUUAAAAAGUGCCAAGGAUAUGAAGCAUCGUCUGGGUUUUUUGCUGCAGAAAUCUGAGUCGUACGAUCAGGGUUCUUCCCACAGCAAGAAGGAGAAAACAUCUUCAUCCCAGAGGGUUAGUCAGGAGGAAGUCAAGAAGUGGGCUGACUCUUUGGAAAACCUGAUCCAUCAUGACAGUGGGCUGGCUGCUUUCCGGGCUUUUCUGAAAUCUGAGUACAGUGAAGAAAAUAUUGAAUUCUGGGUGAGUUGUGAGGACUACAAGAAAACCAAGUCACCUGCCAAGCUCAGCACGAAGGCCAGGAAGAUCUAUGAUGAGUUCAUCUCUGUUCAGGCAACUAGAGAGGUGAACUUAGAUUCCUGUACCCGGGACAAGACAAGCUGCAACAUCCAGGAACCCACACUGACCUGCUUUGAUGAGGCUCAGAGGAAAAUAUUUAUCCUCAUGGAGAAGGAUUCUUACCGCCGCUUCCUCAAAUCUCCUUUCUAUCUUGACUUGAUUAGCCCAGCUGGCAUGUCCUGCAGCACUGAGAGCCACAAAAGAACCAAGGCUCAAUCCUUAGACUGUAACUCCAACCUGGUCUCUCAGUGUGCUUGACUGAGCAGCAAGCAGGGAGUAGGCAGUGCUCCCAUGACUCUUACUGGGCAUGCAAAGCACUCGUCAGCAAAGCACUCAUUGGCAUGAAGCAACACAGCUGUACUCAGUAGAUGUCUAAUGUCCUUCUUGUGUACCUACUAUGUCAUGCAACAGCCAGCAUUUGUAACUCAAGAAGACUCAGUUUAUGUAUUGAAACCUGCUGGUCUUCUCAGCAGCCAUCAAUAGAAGAGGCAUUUCUCUAACAUGUAAAGCAGGGUUAAAUUGUUAUAUAUGUCUGUUGUGUUCUUUUCAAUUUGUUGCCAGAACAGGUGGAACAGCACUGAAAGUUUAGGCAUGUCAGUUUUGUUAACCAGCACUUUACUACAAAGGCACUUUGCCCUGUGUUGGUUUGACCAAGAAUAUGGGGUGGGAGGUAGGGAGGAAGCUACGUGGCAGGCCUGAUCCAAUCUUGUGUGCCAUAUCCAGGCACAAGCAGGUGAGAGAGUGAGUGACGGUAUGGGGCUCACUGGCAGGAAACAGCGGAGAUGUGGUCUCCUCACAGAUGCCUUUAGAAUCAGCAGGGGCAGAGACAGGAAAGGCUUGCUACAACCCUGAGACAUCCAGACAGUCAGGCACUACCUGGGGUAGCAGGACUGACAGGACAUUUGCAUUACCACAAAGGCCUGUGCAGUGCCCAAUGCUGGUGACCCUAGCACAAUGGAGGGGGAGGGUUGCUUGUACUCUUGCAAUGCCUUAUUCUGAGGCUGUGUGUUCUUGGGCAUACCUAUGCACUAUAUCACCAUAGCUUGUUUUAUUAACUAGCCUGUUUUGCACAGCCUUCUGGUUAGAAAGGCUUUUUGCAGCUUCUGCUCAGAGCAGGGCAGGGGAAACAUUACACUAUGCAAAUUGAAUUCAGGGAUUAUUGCAACUGUGUUUUAAAGGGAAACCAUCAGGAUAAAGUUUGGCAGUUUAGCCCAGAGUGUCCCCACAUCCUCAAGGUCACCACAACCAGAAGGGCAUGGCCUGCUCUCUGCUGCUUCUACUGGUUUCCUCUGUGAUCCGCACAUAGUCCUGACCAGGAAGCUGGCCCAGCAGAGGGGCUGAAUCUCCCCUUGAACCCAUUUCUGCACAUUUAUGAAAGCCUCCUCCCCCAGGACCCAUCUACUGGUAUAAUUAAUCCUGAAAAUUACCCGUUCACUGGGGCGUUCUACCUUGUCCUAGAGCAUUUAGCAGAGUCUGCAGUUGGUAAUGGGGGGCCUCUACCCACAACCAACAAGGGGGAAAGGCCCAGCUCCUUGGAGCCCGAGGCCCACAGAAACAUUUAAAAAUAUUCUUCUUAGUAUUAUUUAAUGGGUUUGCAUUUGAAACAUCAAUGUUGUUAAGGCUUCUAGGAGGUGCUAUAUCAGUGUCUUUAUUACUCCAGAACAUUAAAUUACCCAGCCUAGGGUAAAGCAGUAGAUAGCUCAAUUCAACCUACAUGGUUGGACCUGGCCUUCAUCUAGAGUUAGGGGACUCCCUCUCACUUCUGUUGGGGUUACUAGGAGCCCCUGGUGCAACCGUACUUGGUAGCACCUGCCUUGACCUGCUUAGCUUCAGGCUCACCUGCCUUUCACAUUGGUCGCAGCUUUUGUUUGCAAUGUGUGGACUGCUCCUUCCCUUGGAUGUUACCUUCUUCCCCCAUCACUUAACCUUUGUGUAGCAGGCAGCCUCUCUCAUAGUAGUAGACAUUUCCUUUUGUGGCUCCCAGUUUAGGUGGUUUCUCCCAUGUCAGGGAUUUUGUCACAGGUUGGAGAUUGGUAGAUAAGACUGUUCUGAUCACACCGCUACCUAUUUAUUUAUUUAUUUAUUUAUACUUUAACUUAUUGAGGCACAUGCUGAUCUGCUUGUUUAUCUAAUGGAUGAAGAUGCUUGCUAAAGACUGAAGCUCUGUACUUGACAAGCAUGUUGCUACCUGUGGGGGGUUUUUCCCCCCUAAUACCUAGAAUUCUUGGUCAAUUCUGCAAUGAACUGUAUAAAUACUUUAACAAGAGUGAAUUGAUUAUAAAUAAAACAUGUUUGAA
Alligator sinensis (Chinese alligator) is the source of this 2924-nucleotide messenger RNA. It is a transcript of the gene RGS4, whose product is annotated as regulator of G protein signaling 4. The transcript is spliced from 6 exons. The coding region runs from base 256 to 885 and encodes 209 amino acids. Lineage: Eukaryota; Metazoa; Chordata; Crocodylia; Alligatoridae. The record is from RefSeq and is a predicted model, not a curated record.